CCUCUGACCCUCCGUGUCCCCCCCAGGCGCUACUUCGUGGAUCUGAGCAGCAUGAAGGAGCACUUCAGGUCCAAGGUGCACAAGAAGAGGCUGAAGCAGCUGAGUGAGGAGCCCUACACGCAGGAGGAGGCCGAGCGGGCAGCCGGGAUGGGAUCCUACAUCCCGCCGAAGAAGGUGGAAGUUCAGACCCAGCCGAUCAAUGAAGAAGUGGAGAUGGAGGCGUCCAGCUGA
Messenger RNA from Tinamus guttatus (white-throated tinamou), 231 nucleotides. The record is from RefSeq and is a predicted model, not a curated record. NCBI's taxonomy places the organism in Eukaryota, Metazoa, Chordata, Aves, Tinamiformes, Tinamidae.